Molecule: messenger RNA, 378 nt
Organism: Eimeria mitis
Lineage: Eukaryota; Apicomplexa; Conoidasida; Eucoccidiorida; Eimeriidae
Exons: 2
Coding region: 1-378 (125 amino acids)
Source: RefSeq, a predicted model, not a curated record
AUGAGGAUUACCUUGGUUGUGCUCCUGCAUGCAGCAGCAGCAGCAGCAGCAGCAGCAGCAGCAGCAGCAGCAGCAGCAGGAGUAGCAGCAGGAGUAGCAGGAGAUGCAGAUGCAGCAGCAGCAGCAGGAGAUGCAGAAGCAGCAGCAGCAGCAGCAGCAGCAGCAGCAGCAGCAGCAGCAGCAGCAGCAGGAGCAGCAGCAGGAGUAGCAGGAGAUGCAGAUGCAGCAGCAGCAGCAGGAGUAGCAGGAGAUGCAGAUGCAGCAGCAGCAGCAGGAGCAGCAGGAGAUGCAGAAGCAGCAGCAGGAGCAGCAGGAGAUGCAGAAGCAGCAGCAGCAGCAGCAGCAGCAGCAGGAGAUGCAGGAGAUGCAGCAGAAUGA